CCUCUGAGAUGUCAAAGGUCAUCCCACACACAGCGUCGCAUUUCCUGUAUUUUUCACCGAACAUCGGAGUUUUUAGGUCGCCAUGGGGAAGAAACAGCACCAAAAAGACAAGCUGUACCUGACUUGUUCAGAGUGGACCCAGUUUUUCGGAGGCAAAAAGUCAGAUGGUCCAGAGAGGGGGCCCUUCCGACGACUGCCUUUCUACUGCUGCAGUCUGUCCCUGCAGCCAUUUGAGCACCCACUCUGCACGGAGAAAGGAGACAUCUUUGAUUUGAUGAACAUUGUCCCAUGGCUGAAGAAAUAUGGAACAAAUCCCAUCACAGGAGAGAAAAUGGAGGCCAAGGCGCUGACAAAGUUGACCUUCCACAAGAACUCUGAAGACAAGUACCACUGUCCCGUCACCUUCAAAGUCUUCAACGAAAACGCUCACAUCGUCGCCAUCAAGAAGACUGGACAUGUCUACAGUUAUGAGGCAGUUGAAAGGUUAAACAUCCGACCCAAGAACUGGAAGGACCUUCUGACGGAUGAACCAAUCACGCGCAAGGACAUCAUCACAAUCCAGGACCCCACCGACCUGGACAAGUUCAACUUUAACAACUUCCACCACCUCAAGCACAACCUCAAGGUCACGGACGAAGAGUUAGAGAAGGAAAAGAAGGAUCCGUCUUUUCACCUGAAGAACGUGAACUCCAUGACUGGAGACGUGUUGGAGGAACUUUACAGGGACUACAAACCUCAGGAACUGGUUCCAAAAGAAAAGCAGGAGGAGCACCCAGACAAGAUGAGCUCUGCCCACCACACCACAGGCAUGGUGGCAGCUGGGUUCACCUCCACAGCUGUCACACCUCGAACUGAACAUGUGGCUGCUAAGAUCGACAGUGAUGAACUGAAGUACAGGUUUGUGAAGAAGAAGGGAUACGUGAGACUCAGAACCAACAAGGGAGACCUCAACAUCGAACUGCACUGUGACAUGGUCCCCAGAACGUGUGAGAACUUCCUCAGACACUGCCAGAACAAGUACUACAAAGGAACUCAGUUCCACAGGAGCAUCAGGAACUUCAUGAUUCAAGGAGGAGAUCCCACAGCCACUGGAAAGGGAGGGGAGUCCAUCUGGGGCAAACCAUUCAAGGACGAGUUCAAACCUAACCUGACCCACUCCGGGAGAGGUGUGCUCAGCAUGGCCAACUCUGGACCCAACUCCAACAAGUCCCAGUUUUUCAUCACGUACCGGUCCUGUAACCACCUGGACCGGAAGCACGCGGUGUUCGGGAGGGUGGUGGGCGGACUGGACACUCUCACUGCCAUGGAGAAGGUGGAGUGUGAUUCUACAGACAAACCACAGGAUGACAUCAUGAUUACAGACACCCUGGUAUUUGUGGACCCCUACGAGGAGGCAGAAACUCUGCUUGCGGAGGAAAGAAGGAAGCAACAGGAAGCUGAGGAGGAGGAGAGAAAGUCUUACCUCAACAUCCCCGUCAAACGGAAGAAAGAACCGGAGGGACCAAAAGUCUUCAAGUCAGGCGUGGGGAAGUACAUCAACAUGGCCAGUGCCAGCACCAGUAGUGCCGACCCCGGGACCAGCAGACAGACGGACUCUCCCCAGGCCGCCGUGCCGCCCAAGAAAAAAGUCAAGUCAUCGUCCAAACUCACCGACUUCAGUGCCUGGUAGAUUUGUACAAGUCUAAGAGAUUUAAACUCUAGUUCAAAAUCUGUAUCUGUAUUUGUAUAGCCGGUAUAACAGCCUUUCGGCGUAACACACACACCAGAAAUCGUCAUCCAAGUCUUAACCCUUGUCCUUAACACAAUAUUUUCAAAUAAUUUGAAGUCUUAAUCAGGUCAUAGACUCUUGCCUUUUUUUGCCCUGCGGUGGCGUAGCUACAAAUGUACUUCCGCAUUCGUUG
Molecule: messenger RNA, 1901 nt
Organism: Branchiostoma belcheri (Belcher's lancelet)
Lineage: Eukaryota; Metazoa; Chordata; Leptocardii; Amphioxiformes; Branchiostomatidae
Product: peptidyl-prolyl cis-trans isomerase-like 2
Exons: 19
Coding region: 83-1669 (528 amino acids)
Biological process (GO): protein polyubiquitination; protein peptidyl-prolyl isomerization; protein folding
Cellular component (GO): catalytic step 2 spliceosome
Molecular function (GO): ubiquitin-ubiquitin ligase activity; peptidyl-prolyl cis-trans isomerase activity
Source: RefSeq, a predicted model, not a curated record